Messenger RNA from Coffea arabica (coffee), 1318 nucleotides. The record is from RefSeq and is a predicted model, not a curated record. NCBI's taxonomy places the organism in Eukaryota, Viridiplantae, Streptophyta, Magnoliopsida, Gentianales, Rubiaceae.
AUGGCCUACAUGUUUUGGAUUAAUCUAAAAUACUCUUCCAGCCGGGAAGCUGCAGCAUAUCAUGUCUACACAUCUCGUAUGUUCUUUUCUAUUAAUUGCACGAGAGAUGUUUUAAAGAACCUAAAGCGCCAUAAGGAUGAGGAUCUUCUAAUAGGUCGUGCAGUGAAAAAUCAGAAGGCUCUUUGGGACAAGACUCUGGAAUUUAGAUUUUUGUUGCAAAAGGCAUUUUCAUAUUCCAACAGGCUUCCACAGGAGCCAAUCAAGUCCUCUUUUUGUAGCUUGGAAACUGGGGUUAAUGAAGCAUAUUCGGAUCUAAUCACUUCAUCGCAAAAAACAUUAGACUCUAUUCUCGAGUUACAGGAGGUACUGCUAGACAAGAAUCCUACUAUUGCUCAGUCUGCAGAAGCCGGCUCUGCUAAGAAUUCUAAUUAUCUAGAAGCUUCAGGAAACUCAAAUGCGGAAGGUGAUGAAGAAUGGUUGCGGAUCUCUGAGAUGCAGCUGAGGAUGGCUUCUUUUAGGAACAAAUCGAUAGAUAAAUGGCAGAGGAAGACCCAGGUGACAAGUGGAGCUGCCUCUUUCAAAGGGAGGUUACACGCGUUCAACCAGAACAUUAGUGAACAAGUGGCUCUGUAUAUGAGGGAUCCAAGUAAAAUGAUCAAGGGAAUGCAACAGGAUAGAUCGGCAGUUGCUCAAUUUGGAAAUGUUCUGGGUUCUACUGUUCAUAAUCAGCCAGAGGUUAUAAGCACAGGUGGUGACCCUGAAUUGCUGGAUGACUCUGACUUCUAUCAGCAACUGUUGAAGGAGUUCUUUGAGACAGUGGACCCAAAUUCAUCAGAGGCGGCAUUUUAUGCUGUAAGAAGGCUACAGGCUAAGAAAAGAAUUGUUGAUCGACGCGCCUCAAAAAGUCGUAAGAUUCGGUAUAACGUCCAUGAAAAGCUUGUCAAUUUUAUGGCUCCCCUACCAGCGGACAUUCCCCCCAUGGCCCCUAAAUUGUUUGAGAACUUGUUUGGGCUAAAAACUCAGAGGCCUGCAGUAUAGGCUUAUUUGUAGGGUAUAGUUUUUAUAUUCUGUAGAUUGCUGGUACAUCAUUGACUGUACAAUGGAAGUCAUUAUAUAAAUUUUUUUUUCAAAAAAAAUUCUUCCUUGAGAUCAAAUUUAGCCUGGGCUAUAGGUCUUUCUCCCUUGGCAAGCUGCAACGUGUCAAGGAGAUGAGGACUAGCCCAAAAUUCAGAAUGAUAUUAUGUAACAAUUAAAUUUCUCUAUGAACUACUACUUGUUUUGAAGAUCAAAAUGUCAGUAUCAGGAUAUUUGGAUUUCA